CCACUGCACAGUGCACACAUAUAAAAAAAAACCAGACACCCCUACCCAGCCCUCUUGUGCUUGAUUGUAAGAUCAAUAAAGCUAUCAAAUAAUUUUGUUUUUCUACAAAAUUAUACAUAGAAAAAGAUUUGAAAAAAUAACUUGAAAAGGGUGUUAGAAAAAUGGGUGAGAAAUUAAAGGAACUGAGUUUAGAUGCGGGCUCAAAUUUUGUUCCGAAGAUCAUUUCAGAUAUUCUAACAGAAGUUUCAGUGAUCGAAGAUUUCUCGCAGAAAUUAUCAAAGCUGGAUUUUCAUGUUAACGCAUUUGAAGAAGAAUUGAAGAAGAUCAAUGUUUUCAAACGUGAGCUUCCAAUUUGCAUGCAUCUGUUGAAGGACGCGAUUGAGAAAUUAAAGGAGGAGGAAUUGCAGUUAAAGGGUGAAGAAGUGAGGCCAGUGAUGGAACAAUUCAUACCGUUAAAGAGGGAUUCUAAUGAAAUUGGAAGGGAUAAAAGAUCAGGAGAUUUCAGUGAGAAAAAAAAUUGGAUGAGUUCUGCACAGCUGUGGAGCACUCCAGUUCUGUAUGAAAAUAAUUUUGAUAGCAAAAAUCAAGACUCUGGUUUACACCUCAGAUCGAGGUAUGAAGAAGAGGGUGGCAUUCGAAGUGAGUAUCAGCAGCAGGUGUGUAAUUUUGGCAACAGGGGAGGGGCAUUUGUUCCUUUCAAGAAAUCUUCUGGUGGAGAAACGAAGGAAGACAAUGGGCUUGUAUCAGUUCAAGAUUUAACACUGUCAAGUCCUGUGAUUGAAAUGGAAUCCUGUGAUUUGAGUAUGAAAGGUAAAUGUGGUAACGGUAGGGUACAACAGCAGCAUGAGGCACCGCGAAAACAAAGGCGCUGUUGGUCCCCGGAACUGCACAAGAAAUUUGUCGAUGCACUCCAUCAGCUUGGAGGAGCACAAGCAGCGACGCCAAAGCAGAUUAGAGAACUCAUGAAAGUGGAUGGCCUCACCAAUGAUGAAGUGAAAAGCCAUUUGCAGAAAUACAGGCUUCACAUACAAAAGCUUCCAAGUUCAUCGGCUGCUGUAUCAAGUAGCUCAUGGUUUACACAAGAACAGUAUGGAGACUUGUUGAAGGCAAUCGUCACGCAUUCUGGUUCCCCACAAGGCCCAUUAAACCAUGGAGGGUCCACCAAGGGUGUCUCGGUUAAUGAUGGUGAUAGCAUGGAGGAUGACGAGGAUGACAAGUCUGAAAGCCAUAGCAAGAAAAGUCUACUUCAGCAGCCAGUUGAGGACCAUGUAUAGGCAACUACAACUGAAAUUUUGCUGAUAAAAACAUAGGUGAAUCAGUAUCUACAUACAUACAAAUAAAACAAAUGUUAUACAAAAAGGUGCUGAGUUUUUUCUCGUGUGUCUAAGUUAUUUAGGUUAUCGAACUAUUAGAAUUUUAAGAUGUUUUUAGUUUGCUUGUUUUAAGUUAAUUUGAGCCCUUUUAUAGUUUAUAAAUAGGGAGUUGUUUGACAAUUUAUGUCGUAAGAAAAUUCAAUGUUGUUUGUUUGGUACUCAUGUUGUUCAAUGAACUCAUCUU
Olea europaea var. sylvestris is the source of this 1557-nucleotide messenger RNA. Its product is annotated as transcription factor HHO5-like. Gene Ontology annotation, molecular function: DNA-binding transcription factor activity; DNA binding. Lineage: Eukaryota; Viridiplantae; Streptophyta; Magnoliopsida; Lamiales; Oleaceae. The record is from RefSeq and is a predicted model, not a curated record. The transcript is spliced from 5 exons. Bases 162 to 1274 code for a protein of 370 amino acids. Gene Ontology annotation, biological process: regulation of DNA-templated transcription.